Molecule: messenger RNA, 1628 nt
Organism: Camelina sativa (false flax)
Lineage: Eukaryota; Viridiplantae; Streptophyta; Magnoliopsida; Brassicales; Brassicaceae
Source: RefSeq, a predicted model, not a curated record
UAACACUCACUGUGGCGGGAAAAUUAAGAGUUGGUCGGAGGGGCAAAUCAAUGGAGAAAUACUUGGUUUCGCCGGAAUCGUCGCCGGAAAAUUCUAAAACUACAGUCAGGCGGCCAUGGAAACGAUCUUUAAUCGAAUUGAACGGACGAUUAGAGUCAGCUUAUCGACACGAACUCUAUACUCUCGUUGCUCAUUCCUACUCGGAGAUUGGGAAAUUUUCUCACCUUUAUCAUGUGAACGACGAGCCAUGCCGAACCCAUAUGGUGGAGAUCCAUCACCAGCAUUCCUCGACACCUCCAAUGCGAGGCGUUGCAGGAAUUGAGUUUGAUAACCAGGGUAUAUACAUAGUGUCAGUUACAGAAUCAGGAUGCUUGACGGUGCAUGACUUUGAAACUCUAUAUUGCCAGAGUAAGGUUGGCCCAGGUUCUGCGGAAGAUGAAAGUAAGCAUGUUGUGCAUUCGUCUUUUCGUCUGGGUUUCGAUGUCGCUAGAUGGAAUCCUUCAAACCAGAAUGAGGUAGCUUGCACAUCGAGGAAACAUGAUAAAGUGCUUAUCUUUGAUAUCAGUUACAUGUCUCCCAAACCAACUGAGGAAUUGCAAACUAGACAGAAGCUCUCGAUUAUUGGCCGCAAAAUUCUUAGAGGUUUAUCUGAUGUUGCCAUUAGUACUGAUGACGAUUCAAGAAUAUUUUCUCCAGAUACACUUGGUAUGGUUCAUGUGUGGGAUAGAAGAGCAGGCGUGUCACCAUGCAUUGAACUUUCAACAAACAGAUAUGAUUCAAUCAAGAGUAUUCAGAUAUAUGUGGAUAAUCAGACUAUUUUUGGAGCUGGUAAAGAAGGAAUCAUUCAUAUAUGGGACCUUCGUGGCGGAAGAAGCUCUUCUGCUUUUCAGAGCCGCAAAGAGAUGAGCCACUUGCCUUUAGCAUCUCUACAUCUUGCACCGAUGCUGCAGAAGAUUCCAUCUCUUAAGGCACAGUCAGAAAUUGUUCCCAAGGAAAUCCAUUCCAUCGAUGUAAACCCAUCAUCUCCUCAUCAACUUGCAUUUCACCUUGACGAUGGUUGGUCCGGUGUUCUUGACAUAUAUAAAUCUGAAGUUACUCAUGUACAUUGCCCUCCUCCAGCUUGGUUGGAUGGUUCCAACAGUUCAGCUGAUUUAAUAUUGCGGAAAGCAUCAUGGCUGCCAACAUCAUCUAUUUAUGUGGUUGGGUCCAUGAGCGAGAAAGGGAUUCAUGUUCUUGAUUUUCAUCCAAGCUCCAGGUCUCCUUGUCACGUUGACUACGAUGAGGAUUCACAGAGAAAUGAGAAGAAAGACAAGUGUAAUCACAGUAACAAGUUUGUUUCAUUGUCUGAAACUGUCACAGGUUGUGCUGCACAUCCUCUCAACGGUAUGAUCGUAGCUGGAACUCAGAAUUCGUCUUUGCUGCUGAUCGCGCAGAGGCAUUGCUCAUCUACAUCAGAGAAACUGUAGAAGGUGAAUUGUAACAUGUACGAGCUUGACUGAGCUUAGGCUGUUGUAACAUAGAAACCAUCCACGAGAUUAAGUAUGAAUAAUAUAAGUUUUGGUUAAAAAUGGGUGUUCCAAAAAGAGUAUACUCAUCAUCACAUUGAAAAUUAAUGCUCCAUUGUUUUA